Molecule: messenger RNA, 1258 nt
Organism: Culicoides brevitarsis
Lineage: Eukaryota; Metazoa; Arthropoda; Insecta; Diptera; Ceratopogonidae
Product: endoplasmic reticulum-Golgi intermediate compartment protein 3
Exons: 3
Coding region: 74-1258 (394 amino acids)
Biological process (GO): endoplasmic reticulum to Golgi vesicle-mediated transport; retrograde vesicle-mediated transport, Golgi to endoplasmic reticulum
Cellular component (GO): COPII-coated ER to Golgi transport vesicle; endoplasmic reticulum membrane; endoplasmic reticulum
Source: RefSeq, a predicted model, not a curated record
ACGUGUAAAGAAACGUAAACAAAAAUCGGCAAAUUGAAGUUUUCGUUCUGAAUUCUGUGAGAAAAUUCCAAUAAUGGCUCACAAUGGACACCGCGUUCUCGAUAGCAUCAAGAAAUUCGACGCCUUUUCCAAAACGAUAGAAGACGCUCAAAUCCGAACGCUUUCAGGCGCGACAAUUUCAGUCAUUAGUUUUACGUUAAUUUUAAUCCUGGUUGUGUUGGAGUUCAAUGCCUACCUUUCGCCGAACAUUGAGCAGACGCUGUUCGUUGACACAACGCGAUCUCACAAACUCCAGAUAAAUUUUGACCUUUUCAUUCCCACAAUUUCGUGCGAUUAUUUGUCGCUCGAUGCCAUGGACUCGACAGGCGAGCAACACAUGCACAUCGAGCACAAUGUGUUCAAGCGACGCAUGGAUCUCGAUGGAAAUCCCAUUGACGAAGCGAAAAAAGAGGACAUAACGACACCAAAAAAGGCAAAUGCGACAACAGAAAAGCCCGUGGAAACUGCUGUCGCUGAAGUGACGUGCGGAAGUUGUUACGGGGCGGAAUUUAAUGCGACUCAUUGUUGCAAUUCGUGUCAGGAUGUCGUCGAUGCGUACCGAGAAAAACGCUGGAACCCGAAUAUUCACGAUUUUGAGCAAUGUAAGAAGGAACAAGAGCUCGACAAAGCCAAGGAAGCAUACGCAUUGAAGGAAGCAUGUCAAAUUUACGGGAAAAUCGAAGUAAAUCGCAUGAGCGGAAGUUUUCAUUUGGCUCCCGGAAAAUCAUUUUCAAUAAAUCACAUUCAUGUGCACGACGUUCAACCAUUUUUGUCGUCGACUUUUAACACGACGCACGUCAUAAACCACUUAUCGUUCGGCGAAAAGAUCGAUUACGCUUCGACACAUCCGCUCGACGGAAGAAAAGCCAUCGCUGAAGAAGGCGGUUUCAUGUUCAAUUAUUACCUGAAAAUCGUGCCCACAAUGUAUGUCUUCCUCAACGGAACUGUUUUGCACACAAAUCAAUUUAGUGUGACGACGUAUCAAAGAAGCGUUGCUGCCGGCAAAGGAGAAGGGGGCAUGCCCGGCGUCUUUUUCAGCUACGAACUAUCCCCUCUAAUGGUAAAAAUCACGGAAAAAUCCAACUCCAUCGGGCAUUUAGCAACCAAUAUUUGUGCAAUUGUUGGCGGAAUCUACGUCGUUGCGAGCAUAAUUGACUCGUUUUUGCACAGUUCGAUCCGCGUCAUACGGAAAAAAGUCGAAUUGGGCAAAUUUAGUUAA